GGCAGUCCAGACAAUUUUUCCUCUUAUUUUCUGCAUACAACGCACCCUACCGCUUUAUUCAUCUUUCUCUCCUUCCUCAACAGCACAACUCUCUCUCUCUCUCUCUCUCCAAGUUUGUUCCUUUGAGAAAGAACCAGCCCUUCAUCGACUUCAAAGGUUUUGGUUGUGCUGGUCGUGUAUCGUUAUUGCAUGCUUGUGUUGAGUUCGACUGGAGAGGAGCAUUAAUACCCAAGUUCUGAGAGGUGAUACAACUGCAUCUGCAGGGACCUUUUGAUCAAUUCGUCUUCUAUAAAAAGGAUCUCAAUUCAAGCCUUGUCUUUUCUUCAGGAUUUAUUGGUACGCUCUGCUGCCAGCUGUAGUUUUGUGAGAGCACAGUAUAUGGUACUAACUACUAAAGACUCCAUUUUUACUUGCUCAACUAGUAAUGAACUGGAUUUCACUUUAACUGGGUCUAUCCACCUGACCUAGUGGAGGUCAUUUUUGAGAUAGAAAAAAUGUAGCCUUGAUGGUGAUAGUGUCAUGGUUUUUAGAUCGGUAAUGCCUGGCCCUCUGUUUACUGAUGGAAAAAGUCAGAGUUCAAUGCUGUUUAGGGAGGUCUUUGAUCUAAACUAAGCACACAGGAUCUUCCUUGUGUUUACAUUAUGCAUACUAAGGUGACGGAGAGGUUGGCUAUAAUAUAAUGCCAUGGGAAAAUUCAAUUGACUACGUAAAGUUUCUGUGGUCAAUUCAUGCUUCUCAUUUUCCUAGGAUUUGGAGUUACCUCUAUGAUGUUUCUGUACGUUGGUGUCAAAUAGAACAGUGAGCUGAUGGAUAUACUGAUGAUUGUGUGCUUAGGAGUUGUCAAUGGAUGGUGAACAUACGGACCAGCUUUUGAUACAUUGAUACAUACCAUCUCUGGAGAAUCUUGUGCUCAGGUGAUGGGAUGGAACCAUGUAGUUUGGUUUGAAUGUGGAGUUUUCUAGUGCCACUUAUCAUUACCCUUGUGGUGGAUGAUUUGCCCGUGAGUAAGGAAAAACCUUCACUAAGAACUCUGAGGAGCUGAUGUUUGUAGCACUGAUACACAGAGCUUGGUGCCCUAAGAUUUGUGUAGGCUAACAGGGUGGAGUGAGUAGUUGGGGUCUUGUACAUGUCAUACCUGGAUGGGAGGUAGUGGGCUGCUAACUCAUAAUUGGUGGUUUGGGUUUCUUCAGAUUGGCAUAGGUUAUCGGUUGGAUGGCACCCUUGACUCGUGUACAGUUUCUUUUCUGUAUUCCACACGAAUAAAAUUUUCCAGAUUUGAGAUUAUGAGAAUAUCUUGGUUACUUCUUAGGACAUCAUCUUGCUGAGGAGCCUCUGUGGAGAGAGUUUUGCAAAUACUAAUAUCCUUUCUUCGGAGAUCUCCAAGCCUAUCUUUUAGAGUGCAAGUAUACCGACCAUGUGUACUCUAUAGCUUCAAGUGCCAAAUGUCUCAAGAUGCAUAUGAUGUGAAGACAACACCCUUUUAAGUCUUCGGACGAAGAUUCUUCAUAUUGGGCUAUGGGAUUUUGUAAGUGUAGAAACUUUUUGUAGACAGAGAAGGCUCCAGGUUUAAGCAAUACAUAUAUUUGAUGGUUAUACUAACUUGAUCUUGUGGAUUGACAGUUUUCAGAGUUUAUAUCUAGUGUUACCUUCUGUUCAGUGACUUAACCUCAUCUUGGUAUUUUACAUGAUAGAAAGGUAUUGUAGGCGGGAAUAUAACUUUGACAAAUUUUGUAUUAUUGAUUUAUGUUUAAUUACUUGAUUACCUAGUUUUAAAAAUUGUUUAAAACAGCAAUGGUAUAGUAUGUAUUUUUCACAAUCAGUCUACAAAGGCUCUCUUCCAUUUAUUUUACUUUUUUCAUCUCAACUUAUUUUAUAAUAUACUAAUUGUACCUUUCAUUCAUAAUAUUUUCAGCUUUCAUCUGGAACAGUUCCGACUUUUAACCUUGAUGAGAGCAUCUUUUGAAAUGUCUUUAGGGCUGAAAGUAUUAAGAACUGUGCCUUUUUUUUCAGAAUUUGGAGGCGAGGGGCCAUCUGGUAGUGGGUUUUCUGGUCUUAGUUUAUAUAUUUUAAAAUUCUCCUGUUGAUAUUUGGAUAUCAAGAAAUAAUUUAAAAAUCAAUAUAGUGUGUUAUUAAGAUUGUUACAUCUUUACACCUGCUAGGUGAUCUCUAAUCCUGUGAUUCAAAGUCCAAACGCAGAAAAAAAUGGCUCUCCCUAUUAUCAUUGGAAAAGCCAUCUUAUUGGAGAGGAAUGCAAGUAAGGGAGUUGGUUGAUGGUGAUAUAGGGUGCUAGCCUUUGUGUAAUUAGACUUGACAGAUCCUCUGCAGCACAAUUGUUUUAAGCAGAACAAAUCAUGACUUUUACUUCAGUAUUGGCCUUGAAUAGAACAGAGAUCGUGGGUCAAAGUGUGAAACCAUAUUUAUAGGCAGGACUCCUGGUCGAGUAACUAGUUGGUGAUGUUGUGGCAUAUUUUUCAUACUCAGUCAAACUAUUUUGAAAUUUUUCGAUUGGUAUGUGAAGCCGGAACUUGCUGGAAUAAUUUGUUUAAAUAAACUGCAUUUUCCUUUGCCCAUCUCUAGAAGUUAAAUUUAUCUACAUCUGUGUUGGUUGCCCUCUUCGGUUGUUGGAACUUGAUGGCCAGUUUUAACUUCUUUGAAACCUGUCUGGCUUUGGUUCGAUGGUUCUUUUCUUAUCUUUUGAAAAGAGCUGAAGGCAAUUUCUUUAAUGUAAUUUGUAUGAGGAUGCUGAUUCCUUUCUCCCAUCCACACUCUGAGUUACACAAGAAUUCUCGUUUGCUUGUUUAGAAAAGUAAAAUCCUUAUUACAAGCAAUAUUUUUGUAAUGGGCUACUUAUCAAGAUUUUAUGGUUAAUAGUUCUAACUUCUUACUGUAGUGCCUAGAUGUGGGCCUCCAUGUGUUAUAAAUGCAAAAUGUUGAAAGAAGAGAUUUGCAUGCAUGAUUAACCUUAGAAAUAUCUAAUAACGGUGACGUUUCAAGAAAAUCUUUGUUGGAUACAGCGCUGAUUUGGAGUAAAGGCGCGCAGAAAUUAAUACUAAUGUAUUUUUCAUUUUAAAUAAAUAAAUUUUUAUAAGUGACAUUUAUUUAGAUGUAUCUUCUGAAACUAAAGUUUUGAUGUGACACUCUUAGGUUGAUGUUGGAAAAUCUUGGAUCUUUUCAAAAUCCUUAAACGGUUGAGGAUGCUGUUAUAUAGUUGCCCUUUUUACUUGCUCAAUGCUCAUUAGACUUUAAAUCUGUUUAGUCGGCCUUCGUUGGUAUUUUGUGAUUUUCUUUAAUUAUACAGAUACCUCUUUGGUCAAUCAUUUUGAUCUUUUAGUCUGUUUCUGCUAUCUUCUAACUUUAAACAUUCUGGUUACUUACUACUUGCACUGUAUUUGUACAAAAAUAUGUUAUAUUUUAUUAUUUAUCAAUACCAGCUUACUUUUACACAAGUAAUUACAAGUUUGGUUGAAGUUGUGUUGAGAUUUGAGAAUAACAAAGAAAGUAAAAAGAUGUUGCCCUUGUUUUGGAAUUAAAGUAUGUAGGGGAACCUGCAGCACCGCUCUCUUUCCUUUGUUAUUUGUCCAAUAUUUUAUGAGUCCUGGAUGCGUAUCGUGACUCUCGCAGUCUGAAAAGUAAUGAAGUUAAUUACUUUUCUAUGUUUUGAGCUGCCUUUCCCUUUUUUGUGCAGGCUGUGGUUUUAUUUGGUAGAUUCUAUUUCCAGCUCAUAACUUGUUCGUGGCUGUAAGCUGACGAAAGUUAUGGGGCAUAGACAUCAGUUCAGCACAUCUCAUGUUUUUGAAAGUGAAAAUGAUCAGAAUUGGAAUCAUAUGAAUACGGAACAACCUUUUGGGCAUUUAGGCCAGGCUGGCUCUGGGGAGAACGGUUCUUUCUUUUAUCCUGUAGAAAAUAUGUUUAUAGAUGGAGCGCCUUUUGCUUCAAAUUGGAACCCGGCUCCGAGGUCAUAUGGGUACUCUUCCAUGAACCACAAUAUUGAUGUACCACAUUAUCAACCUGAUGCUUCUGGUCCGUCUCAUGACCCUUUUCAGCAUCCAAUAAGUGCUGGUACCUUUGGCAUGUCCAGUGGGAAUUAUGCUCACCAUGCACCUUCUUCUAGUUAUGACCGGCGUACAUUCCAUGGUGUUGAGGGUAGUUUUGUUGAUCUUACAGUGAGCAACGGAAGAGGUCCUCACAAGAGAAAAAGCCCAGGGAUCCCUUCAGUAUCUGAGAGAGGCAGCACCAGCAGAUACUAUAGCUCUGGCAGUAGUUCCUCUGAGCUCCCUAGAUCUUCAGAGUUGCAGCAGGAGAAAGUAAACAUGGAUACCUCACACGUGCCUUGGGAUCACAUUUCUAUGGGCCCCAGCUAUAGAGGGAAUGGACUCUCGAUUAGGGGUGAAGGAUCCAUGAGAAAUGUGAGAAGCCGGUCUGAACAUGAUUUGGAGUCCAACCUAGCGAGGACACAUUUAUCGACCAAUCCUUUGCACACUUCUUAUUCUACAAAUCUCCCUAUUGACCAUUCUAGUACAAUGGAUCUCUCUGGUCAGGGUUCCACUGGUUUGACCAAUGAGUGGAACCAUAUUAGUGUGGCUCCUCAUGGAAGGAUUAUAGCUCCAGAUUCAAGUGGUUUCGGUCAUGAUCCGAACCACUUCCUUGUGGGAAGUAGUGGUAAUGCUUCUGCGGAUACUGGGUUAUACCAUCAUGAUUUCAUGUCGAGCAGAAGUAAUGCGGUCCCUCAAAGUUAUCCUGGUGCCUUAGCCCCAACUGUAAGGGGUGUUCGCAGUACCUACUCUCAAAGAUCUACCCCAGCCUUCAGGGCUUCUUCAAGCAACUUGCGAUUGGGACAUGUAGCACAUUCAGAUGAAGGAUUGCAGCUGAUGCCAGAAAAUUACCCAAGACAUCCUAGGCCAGUGGCCUCUGUUGGGUGGCGUCAUAAUGACAGGAGUGGUAGAUUAAGGAUGUCUAAUGAUAGAUACCGAGUCCCUGAAGCGUCUGCUCUCCAGGAGCGGUUUACUUCUGAGGGUUUUAUGACUGUGGAUCGCCCAGCCUUUUAUGGGUCCAGAAAUAUGCCUGAUCAUCAUAGAGAUAUGAGGCUGGACAUAGACAACAUGAGUUACGAGGAACUCCUUGCACUUGGCGAAACAAUUGGGAAUGUGAGCACAGGCUUGUCUGAAGAUCUGAUACCGAAGUGUUUGACAGAAACAAUAUAUUGUUCAUCAGAUCAAAUCCAGGAGGAAGUCUCAUGUGCAAUUUGCCUGGAAGAGUACAAUGACAGGGAUGAUGUUGGUGCGCUGAAAAGUUGCGGUCACGAUUACCAUGUGAGCUGCAUCAAGAAGUGGUUGUCAAUGAAAAACUCUUGUCCAAUCUGCAAAGGUUGUGUUCUUCCUGAUAAUAUGAAGGAGAAAUAAUUUAAUCGCAUUGCCAGCGGCUUCAUUAAAUUUCCAUUCUUGUAUAUAUAUUUAGAGAUAAUCCCGAAAACGGGGGAAGCGAACUUGUUGCGAAUAAUUUAAAGAGAUUGUUAGCCAAUUUAAAUUCAUUUGUUUCAGGCUUCAAUUUAAAUGUUGUGAAGCCUUUUUGCAACUCUUGUUUUGUAUGGGGCUUUAGUGGAUAGAUGUUUUUUUUUUUUU
Molecule: messenger RNA, 5618 nt
Organism: Malus domestica (apple)
Lineage: Eukaryota; Viridiplantae; Streptophyta; Magnoliopsida; Rosales; Rosaceae
Source: RefSeq, a predicted model, not a curated record